AUGGGGCACGGAUGUGACGUUUCCUUCUCACUGUUUAACAGGAAGCAUCACUGCCGUCUCUGUGGGCGCCUCUUCUGUGCAGCGUGUUGUUCGCACGCCAUCACGUUCCGCAAUCACCACGGUGCCCCGCGCGCGUAUCGUACCCCCUCUUGGACGGAGGGUGUGGAUUUCACUGCGUCCCCCCUAGCUGGGCUGAAUCUCGCCGGUGACACACCUGCGGGAGGGGACCCCAGCAGUUCGGGCUCUUUCCGCCUUUGCCAGUCUCAACCGCAGCUGCCCCGCACUGCCAGCAGCAGCAGUUACGACGCAUCGUAUUUGCUCUGCGUGCUACUACGAAAUCCAGCUUGUUGCGCCGCGUCGCGAUGA
This is a messenger RNA of Trypanosoma rangeli, 366 nucleotides long. Its product is annotated as putative small GTP-binding protein Rab7. Gene Ontology annotation, molecular function: metal ion binding. NCBI's taxonomy places the organism in Eukaryota, Euglenozoa, Kinetoplastea, Trypanosomatida, Trypanosomatidae. The transcript has a single exon. The record is from RefSeq and is a predicted model, not a curated record. The coding region runs from base 1 to 366 and encodes 121 amino acids.